AUGAAAUCUUUUAAAACCCUGGCUGUUCUUUCCUAUGCCUUAGGAGUCGUCGUGGGCUUUAGUCCGUCUCGUCGUCAAGCUUCGAACUCGAUCCUUGGACCUAUCAAUCUCGGCAUACCAACGAGCCAGAUCGAUUCCAUCUCCAUCUCACUCAUUACUUUUUCCGACGAGGUUAUCGACAUAUCCGGCAUUUCAAUCUUUGGCAACGUCAAUGACGGUUCCGUCAACUGCACGGCCGAGUCAGACACCGGAAACGAUGCGCUUGUGGGACCGGUGCCGAUACCCGGGGAGGGAUCACGCCAAAUCAACCUGUCCCUGAUAACGUUUGCGGAUGAGGUUGUUGACUUCUCCAACGUCGCUGUGUUUGGAGACGUGAAUGAUGUUGGAUGCGAGUGA
This is a messenger RNA of Colletotrichum destructivum, 396 nucleotides long. RefSeq lists its product as uncharacterized. The transcript has a single exon. The record is from RefSeq and is a predicted model, not a curated record. Bases 1 to 396 code for a protein of 131 amino acids. Lineage: Eukaryota; Fungi; Ascomycota; Sordariomycetes; Glomerellales; Glomerellaceae.